Messenger RNA from Emericellopsis atlantica, 1773 nucleotides. RefSeq lists its product as uncharacterized. Gene Ontology annotation, biological process: negative regulation of rDNA heterochromatin formation; negative regulation of silent mating-type cassette heterochromatin formation. Gene Ontology annotation, cellular component: Rpd3L-Expanded complex; Rpd3L complex. The record is from RefSeq and is a predicted model, not a curated record. The coding region runs from base 1 to 1773 and encodes 590 amino acids. The transcript has 4 exons. Lineage: Eukaryota; Fungi; Ascomycota; Sordariomycetes; Hypocreales; Bionectriaceae.
AUGGCACCGCCUUCGCCCCGACGCUCCUCGAGAGCGCGAGCCACGAACGUCCCAAGCCAUCAAUCCUCGACUUCCUCAGGCCGCGCCGAGCGCAACCACCGAGCCAACAACAAGACGUCGUCGGGCAAGUCGACACCUAGUGCGUCCUUGUCCUCGGAACCACUGGAAGACUACGAGGACACACUUCUUGGUCGCCGACGCAAGCGCGGCCACGAGGACGAACCGGAGAAGCCACAGCGUCAAGACCAAUUGGACACGGCCCAUGCCAGUGACGAUGGGCAGGACGAAGAAGACGAGGCUGUGCGGUGUAUAUGUGACUCGGAGGACUAUCCCGGGCGUCCACCCGUUGAGGGGCCGGACGCCGACUUUUUCGCAGCGAUUGAGCUGACAGAGGAUGUCACGGGCUUCUUCGUCCAGUGCGACAUUUGUAAAGUGUGGCAGCACGGUGCUUGCGUUGGAAUCUUUAGCGCCGAAGCAUCCCCAGACGAGUAUUUCUGCGAGCAGUGUCGCAAAGAUCUUCACAAAAUCAACACAGCCAUCAAUGGCUACCGUACGCUGCCAGCCACUUGUCCCGACACUGACACAAAUCGCGCGCACAGGCAAAAGUACUCCAAAUAUCUCCCGCUCCAUCGACCACCGCCAGCAUCGCAACCUACCUCUCGAGCGACGUCGGUAAGCAGGGACCGAGGCCAAUCGCCCAAGGGCUCGAAAGAGAAGAAUGGACGACCGACAUCUUCACAACUAGCCGCCAAAAGACGGUCUACUAUGAACAGUCGCGAUGCUGCGUACGAUGACGACCAAUUACGGCGAGCAAUCGAGGCUAGCAGAGAAAACAACUCUGUAGACGGCGACGGACCCUUGAGGCGGACGAAGAGGGGGCGCAGCGAUAGUGAGGACAGAAACGCCCCCAGCGUAAAACGACAACGGACGAACUCGCACUCGCCUUCGCCGCCACCGGAAGAGCGCGAGGAUGCCAGCCGGGGGCAGUCCGAAGACGAGGCUCAAGCAAGGAACGGAGCGAAGAAGACCCGCAACGGCAGACAUCAGAGAACAAAAUCCGAGGUGGAGGACAAGGACCGCCUGCGGCAAGAAGCAGCGAACAAGCGCAGAGGCCGCGCAGAGAGGCGGCGGGGUGACGAUUCAGAUCCAUCAGAGGACCUCCCUCUGGCCCAGGUCAAGGCAGCGCCGCCCCCGGACGAAGAGCCGACGCCUGACGUCGAACCGACCGUACCACCACCGCCUGUGCCAGGCACGCCGCCAGCCACCGUUAAUAACGCGGGCAGCUCACACAAGAAAGGAGCUCGAAGCAAUCACAAAAAGGGCAAAGGCAAGGGGCCUACUGGCAAAGACCUUCAUCAUGAACGAGAAGAUUCGCCGGCACGGUCAGUGCCGCGGGACAUUGCCAAAGCAGCAGACGAUCCACCCGCACCCAAAUCGACGCCGGCGGAGAGCAAGCCAUCUGGCAAGGGGAAGGCUGGGGUCGCACACAAGAUCACAAUGCUAGACAUGAAACGCCGUGUUGGCGCGAUCAUGGACUUUAUCUCGCGGACGCAAGUGGACCUCGCAGCAGAGGGCAGCCUGACAUCGAGCAGCAGCUCGACAAGCGGGCAAGCGUCGCCUCAGAAGACCCCUCUGGAGCCGGUCACCGGCGAGACCAACGGAGGUACGCCGGAGACGACGGGCCAUGACAGGGAUUUCAAGGACCUGGACUGCAUGCAGAUGAUGGACGUUUUGACGCGCGAUAUGGUCAAGUGGCAGAACCAAUAUAAAUGA